Molecule: messenger RNA, 2126 nt
Organism: Venturia canescens
Lineage: Eukaryota; Metazoa; Arthropoda; Insecta; Hymenoptera; Ichneumonidae
Gene: Trax
Product: Translin associated factor X
Exons: 3
Coding region: 432-1346 (304 amino acids)
Cellular component (GO): cytoplasm; nucleus
Molecular function (GO): RNA binding; sequence-specific DNA binding; RNA endonuclease activity
Source: RefSeq, a predicted model, not a curated record
GUAGAAUCGUCGCAACGACGUGUCUAUAAACACGCAUUAUCACCAAAACAAUAUUUAAACAAUGUACGGUGUAAGUUUUUACUCGCGUGAAAAAUCGUUUUCCUUAUAAAUAAACGUGAAAUAUGUGGUAAUAAAUGAAAUGUGUGAAGUGGGAUAUAUUCUACACAAAAACAAUGGCAUUUCCAAUUUCAACCACUGCAUUCUCAAAUAUUUAGACGAAUUAGGAAAAGCACUUGCGGUUCAAUUCAACAAAAUGUGUGUUUUUUUCGCUUCUCUGUCUCAUGUCAAAAAACCGGCGACUUCAUGAUACUUAUACUUCGUAAUAAUAACAAACACGGUAAACAAACGAAAAUUGGUGCUGCUUCUACUCGAGGGAACGAAAAGACAACUAGAUUUGAUUAACUAUAAAACCAAACCCGAAUAUUCCCAUCAUGUACCAAGGACGAAACUCUGGUGGUGGAAACCACCGCAACCGAAAUUACCACCACCACCAUGGUCACAAAAACAAAGAGAGUUUGGAAGACAAGAGAAGAAGUGGAUUGGAACAUGUCGACCCAAACAGUCUAGUGAUAAAGCAAUUUAGAGCAUACGCAGCAGAGUUGGAUGACAAACAUGACCGCUAUGAGAGAAUAGUCAAGUUAUGCAGAGAUUUGACAAUUGAGAGCAAAAGAAUCAUUUUUUUGUUGCACACGCUCGAUAAGGAAACAAAAAGAGAAGCCGUCCUGGGAGAAGCAAAAUCUCGACUGGAUGUUUUGACUAAAACACUUUAUAAGAAUAUCGCCAUGGAAUUGGAUGGUCAAGAUCCAUAUCAGUACGUCAGAGCUUACAGAGGAGGAUUGCAAGAAUAUGUUGAAGCUGUGACCUUUUAUCAAUACUUACGAGACAAAACAAUUGAGGAUUGGAGUUACUUGGAGAAAAAUUUAGUUUAUUCAAUACCACCUCGGAAAACUGGUAAAAAGGACGAAGAAGUGCAAGAAGUGGAGACAACAAAAACUAUUCAAACCCUGGUCCCACCUGUUGAAUAUAUUCUUGGCAUUGCUGAUCUAACUGGUGAACUCAUGCGAAAAUGCAUCAACGAUUUAGCCAGCGGUGAUAUAAAUAGUUGCUAUAACACCUGUAACUUCGUCAGGGACGUUUAUAAGGGUUUCCUUGGUUGUGCUGGUCUUUCUGUCAAGGAAGUAAACAAAAAAGUCUACACUCUCAAGCAAAGCCUCAUUAAAAUGGAAAAUGUGUGUUAUGCUAUCAAAGUUCGAGGAAGUGAAAUGCCAAAACACAUGCUCGCAGAUGUGGCUAACUCCUUCAACGAUGAAUAUCCCGCUGACGACGAUGAAGGCUAUCAAGCUUAAUGAUGGUUAAAUCACAAACUCUGAUGGCGACGUUUGUAUCAUUGCCACAGGACAUUUCUUUUCUCAGUUCAACUCACUAUUUCCUUUUAUAAUUACACUAAAAAGCUGAUUCAGAUUUAAAUUUUUUUUUUUAUCAUUUUUGAGAAAGCCCAAUCGGUCGUAUUGAAGUAAAUUUAGAAAACGACUAAAUUAAAUCAUAAGAAAUGAAAUUGGUUUACGUUCCGAUGAUCUUGACUUCGGGCUCAUUAAAAAGUUUCAAAUUUUUCCAUGUUCUUGACGUUGAUAUAUUGAAAAUUUUAAACACACCUGACGAACGACUCACACAUUUUUUUUUUACUUACAACUAGAAUUCAGUUGUAUUCGUUUCAACGCUCACCAACAUUUUAAAAAAAAUGUUAAAGAUGUAUAAAUAAGACAUUUUGUAUACCCUGAUAAACCGUGUACAUGAAUACAUGUAACCAACAGACAAAAGAAUCUUUGGUAAGAACUUUGAAUAAUGAAACAUCCAAAGUAGCAUUUCAUAGUUCUUCAUUUUUCAUCAAAAAGUAUUCUCUUUGAUCACUCAACAUUUGGUUUUAGAACAUAAUCAAUGAAUGUAUCACACGAAGAGUUUUUUUUUUGUAGCUUUUUCUGCAAAUAAUAUUCGAGAAACUGAUCAUCGACUAAUAUAAUGUGAUGACGAGGUGGCACUGGACUGAGUCCUAAAGAUGACUUUCAGUGAAUUUUUAUAUUCUAAUAAUUAAACUACACAGAUAAGAAAAAAUAAAAUACAAAAUAGUA